AUGUCGCCAGGCCUCAAACGCGCCCGCGAACCCUACCGCAUCCGGAACGCCAUCGUCGGUCUAGGACUGGGAGCCUUCGCAGCAGGAGUAUGGGCCUACUCCAUCAGCGCCGUCAAGCAGGACGUAUUCGACGAUGUAGACGAAGAAGCUCAAGCCCUCCAAUCCCAAUCCCAGAGCUCAACAACACAACAUGUAAAGGGUGCAAACGCCACGGGUGUUACGCGUGUUGGGGCUGGAGCUGUUGGAGGAGAAGGGCUGAAGGCAGAGGAGAAUUCAAAGUUGAAGGCGGAGAAUAUCGUCGUGUCGGAACCGCUGCCACCUACCGUCCCCGCUCCUCCGCCACCAUCCACCACCCAGCCAGCGAAUGGCAGAGGGAUUUUGCAGUGUUUGGAUUCAAGGUGGCCAGGGCUCAAGUUGUUGGAUCCUCAGAGCAGGACAUUUGUGUGGGGUGCUCCGUCGGUGGAUAACGUCGGUAAAAUGCGGUCAUGA
Messenger RNA from Coprinopsis cinerea okayama7#130, 489 nucleotides. RefSeq lists its product as hypothetical. The record is from RefSeq and is a predicted model, not a curated record. Gene Ontology annotation, cellular component: mitochondrial inner membrane. Lineage: Eukaryota; Fungi; Basidiomycota; Agaricomycetes; Agaricales; Psathyrellaceae. Gene Ontology annotation, biological process: mitochondrial respiratory chain complex IV assembly. The transcript has a single exon. The coding region runs from base 1 to 489 and encodes 162 amino acids.